Molecule: messenger RNA, 1178 nt
Organism: Suillus paluster
Lineage: Eukaryota; Fungi; Basidiomycota; Agaricomycetes; Boletales; Suillaceae
Exons: 5
Coding region: 169-852 (227 amino acids)
Source: RefSeq, a predicted model, not a curated record
CAUCUCGUUAUUUGCCGCCGCCGGCUGUUGGCUACUUGGCCAUGACGUAUAUUCUGCUCCGAAGGUAUAUUAUUCAAGACUUCUCAUCUCGUUAUUUGCCGCUGCCGGCUGUUGGCUACUUGUUCAUGACAUAUAUUCUGCUCCAAAGUCUCCCCCAACACAUCCAGCAUGGACUCCCCCGUCAAUACUUGGAACUUUACAACCAUGCCACGCCAACUUAUAGUCGACGAAGUGGAUCGCUCCUUUGUCGGGCUACCUAGCAAUCUCCCCUACGCUACUAAUAUGACGUCUCCGAGCUCAACAACACCUAUCCUGUCAAAUUCAAAUUCCCAGUUCCCUGUAUUCCGAGGCCCCAGCCCCAGCCCCAGCCACUCUAGUUCCCUUACAAUGGGAACCAAUUACUCUGGGCCCGCUUCGUGUAUUUGUGGAUCCCCGCUACAUAUCGACUUCCUUCAUUUUGCCAUCCCCCACCCAAACGUAGACCCGAGCCAUUCAUUCCCGCUGAUGAUACCUCCACCUUCAGCUACGGAGUCUUCGCAAUUGAUAUUCACGUCGCAUGCCACCAACCAGCCGUACCUAAUCCCGCUACAGAGCCAUCCCUCAUCUCCCCUCCAUCUGUCCUGUCGAUGGGUAAAUGAUGACAUACUCUGCGAAUUCACAGGGACACUGGAGGAGUUGAGAGCACACUGUCAAAGCGAUCAUUUUUCUGGACAAAAAGAUGCGAAGAUAGGAUGCCAGUGGGAUGGCUGCAACUACCGCAAGCGCGGUAACCGAACAGUUCAUGUCAUGCGACGUGAUUGCAUGUGGCGCCACACCCGUGAGGCCCACCUGAGGUUGAAGAGGGGUACCUAGGCUUGCAUACCUGCUUUGCAUAUUCAUUUUGGUCUUAUUUUCGCAUUCCUUACGGUACACCCCCGCUAGCCGUGCCAUGCUUUCUUGUGCUGUGUUAGAUCUGCUAUGGUCACUCGCUCUUUGCUUUGUUCAUCAUUCGCCAUGGAUUCACUAAGUCUCACGUUUCAUAGCUUUUAAACGGUCCCUUACUAUAUUUUCUGGUCUACCUUAUAAUCAGGAGCAGUCGCUCGUUGUCUCAAUUCUUUGAUAUUAUGUCUGUCUGUCCGUGCUACCUGCUGGGCUUCCAUGUGGUCUGCAUUUAGCAGUAUUUCGUCCGCAUUUGAAAA